UGUAUCUACAGGGUCUAUAAGAAGACCAGUGGCAAUGGUUCGCUUUGCCUCUACUUAGGGAGAAGAGACUUUGUUGACCAUGUGAAUAGUGUCGAUUUAAUCGAUGGAGUGCUUAAGAUUGACCCUUCGGAUCUUAAUGGACGAAAAGUGUGGGUACAGCUUGCAUGUGCCUUCCGCUAUGGAAGAGAGGAUCUAGAUGUGAUUGGAGUUUCGUUUAGGAAAGACAUCUGGGUAAAGCGCAUCCAGAUGUACCCACCGUCAACAAACAGGCCACCAGACACACCAAUGCAAAAAGCAAUUUUGAUGAAAGCUGCGGACCAAGGACACCCCUUCACUCUUGACAUUCCAGUUCAUCUUCCAUGCUCUGUCUCCCUUCAACCGGCACCAGAUGAUGUCGGCAAGCCUUGUGGGGUUGACUAUGAGCUCAAAGCCUAUAUUGCCAAUGAGGCAGACAACGUUGAUGAGAAGAUUGUCAAGAAGGACACUUGCCGUUUGAUCAUCCGUAAAAUCCAGUAUGCCCCAGAAAAGCAAGCAGCAGGACCCAAGGCUGUGAUCAGCAAACAAUUUUUAACAUCAGACAAACCAAUUCACCUGCAGGUCUCCAUGGAAAAGGAGCUCUUCUACCACGGAGAUCCGAUUCCUGUCAAAGUAAACGUGAACAAUGAGACUAGUAAAGUUGUAAAGAAAAUCAAAAUUACAAUUCACCAAAUUACCGAUGUUGUGCUUUACUCAGCGGACAAAUACCACAAAUGUAUCCUGAAUGAAGAAUUUAGUGACCAGGUUAAUGCUAACUCCACCUUUGAGAAAGAAUACAAAGUCACUCCAUUGCUAGCAAAUAACAAAGAUAAAUUUGGUCUUGCCCUGGACGGCAUACUGAAGGAUGAAGACACCAACCUGGCUUCUUCAACAAUUCUGCUACCUGCUAUGGAUAAAAAGAUGCAAGGCAUGAUGGUUUCGUACAAAAUUAAGGUUACCCUCAUAAUGGGAGGUGGUCUCUUUGGAAGCCUAACAACAAGUGAUGUUACUGCUGAGCUCCCACUGGUUCUGAUGUCACCCAAGCCAGCAGGACUGAUAUAACUCUUGAGUAGGUUCUAUAGCCAAUGAUGAUGAGUGAAAAGAGAAAAACAAGAACAGAUGCCGACGUGUUAAAUGGAACAACUUCAUUUUAUGAGGCAGAGAUCAUAGACUCCUCCUUGCUGCAAAUACCUGUGUAACCAGAAUCGGCUGUAUAAUGUUAAAGAUUGGGUAAAGACCUUGUAUUCUCAGAUGAAUUCAUUGACAUUGAAGGCUAUGUAGGUAUCUUUUGGUGUAAUGCUUUUAAAUGUUAUAUUACUUCUGCCUUCAUUAUGGGAACUCAAAUUUUAGCAUCCUUUUGUAUAUAAUAUAGUGAUGUGAAAUAUGAGAUUUUAUUAAAUAUAUCAUUCAAUUUGAUUUAUUCUGGAUUUUUUUAACAAUAAUCAAUUUGACUGUUGUACCAAACAAAUAGCUAUUUUGUUAUCUUUAACUUUAUCUUUCCUUGGGACUUUCUAU
Messenger RNA from Triplophysa dalaica, 1530 nucleotides. It is a transcript of the gene arr3b, whose product is annotated as arrestin 3b, retinal (X-arrestin). Lineage: Eukaryota; Metazoa; Chordata; Actinopteri; Cypriniformes; Nemacheilidae. Gene Ontology annotation, molecular function: G protein-coupled receptor binding. The annotation marks the transcript as partial. The transcript has 13 exons. Gene Ontology annotation, biological process: signal transduction; G protein-coupled receptor internalization; visual perception. The record is from RefSeq and is a predicted model, not a curated record.